Messenger RNA from Penicillium manginii, 1353 nucleotides. RefSeq lists its product as uncharacterized. Bases 1 to 1353 code for a protein of 450 amino acids. The record is from RefSeq and is a predicted model, not a curated record. The transcript has 2 exons. Lineage: Eukaryota; Fungi; Ascomycota; Eurotiomycetes; Eurotiales; Aspergillaceae.
AUGGAGCGCAAGCUUUCCCAGAAAGCAACCAAGAUCCGUCAGCGCUUAACAUUCAGUCGAAAUGGCCGAACUCGCGCCUCAACCAUGAGUUCAUCCACAGCAUCCAUCAACAUGCCUGGAAGCCGUCCACGCUCUGCAACCACACCUCUCUCGUCCAACCUUGCCGAGAACUCAUUGGACAACAACAAUGACAUUCGAUGCUACAAUUUUGAGGAUGAGUCAGGAUUCUUCCGCCCAGCGUCUCCUUUGAUUGACCGACAAGAAAUCGAAGAAGAUUUGGAAGACGAGGUUAAACAUUCCUGCUCCCUCCUCAUCCAAAGUCUUGACCGCGGACUUCCCAUGUGGCCGUGUCUCGAAACAGGAUCCCUGCACACUCGACAUGGACAUGGUGGCACAGUGGCCAAAGCUUCUUCACAUGAAACACGCACCAAUUUUCAGGGCCGACGUUUAUCUCCGGCCCGAAUCCUGAUGAAGGAAAUUCCCGCGCGCAAGGCUGGGCAUGAUUCCGGCGUGGCCUUUAGCAAUCAAUCGCCAAGAUACUAUGGCCGAGCAUAUCAGAACAUCUCGCCGGCUGCCCAUGUCUCUGUCACUGCCACUACUACUGCCACAGUAACCGGCAAUGGCAGGUUCUACGGAGGCCGAGCAUCAACCUCUCCACGCGACGAAGAAGAAUCCCGAGGUCGCACGCGAGGCCGCAGCUUCGCUACAGAAACAACAUCGCCAAAAUCUCGAUCACGAUCACGCUCCCCCUCAUUCUCCCGCUCUCGCUCGUCAAGCCCUGUCCUUUUCCCAUACAGCCCGCCUCAAACAGACGCACUCUGGACCCGCGAUGAUACACACGAAAUGAAACCUCUGAACCAACCGCUCGUAGAGCGAGACAUCUCCCUCGGCGUAGAAGGCAUGACCUGGCUCCGAGCAAGCCUGGAUCUACAACCACGCCCGACGGCUGCACCGCGCCGUUUCUACAGUACCCGCCAAGCGCCUGUGAAGAAGAAUCUCGCCGAUUUCUCCGCAUACGAGGUCACUAGCAGUCGCAACUCCAGUAUUUGCGGGAGUAUCUCGGUGCAUAGUUUUUCUUCAUUCGAUGGAGAUGGUGAUGGGGAGGAGAAGUCUUAUCACGGCUUUUACAAGCUUUCCAUUGAUGGGGCUGGUGCUAUGAAUCCUGCGACUGAUGUGCCUCAAAAUCAAGAGGCUAUUUACUCGGUUGGAUUGGUGCCUGAUGAUGCGCAGCCAAGGCAUAAGCGUAAGCGGGCGUCGCAUUUGCUGAAGAAGUUGGCUGGGUUGGGGAUGCGGAAGAGGGAACCUUCUAUGGAAGGGAGGAGGAUACAGACAGCUGUUGCUGCUGCUGGUUGA